GUUUGAUAUGAAGCCAAGUCUCUGAAUUCUUUUUGUUAACGUUGGACCAAGUUUUCUCUUGGGUUCGAGUCUUUCGUUAUUCUGACGCGUUGGGUGACUUCCCUUGUUUCGCAAUAAGUUUUGCACCAGGAAUCUCAUCUUGGUACAAUUCUCUUAAUCCUUUCUUUGAUUGAGGUUAACCUUUGGCCUCAAAGGCAACUAUGUUUCUCCUCGUCAGAGUUCUCCUCCUAUCGGUUCUGCUCCUCCUCGGGAGCACUACCGCCAAGGAAUAUGACUAUGAGCUUGAUGUCAGCAACCUCUUCCAAAAGAGGCAGAUCCUUCAAUCAUCGAUUGUGACUGGACUUCCUCUAGUCAAUGGCACAAUUCCGCUGAGGCGGGAGAUCAGGGAUUUGGAAAACGACCAUGAAGCAUUCACCCUCUACAUCUUGGCACUGAGCUGGAUGCAGUACACAGACCAGACCGAUGACUUCUCAUGGUAUCGAAUUGCAGGUAUCCACGGUGCACCGUACACGGAUUACGGGGGCGUCACAGCACUUCCCAACAAUACUCAUGAAGGAUUCUGCACACACGUUUCGCCCCUGUUCCCAGCCUGGCAUCGUCCAUACCUAGCUCUAUUCGAGUUCAUUGCCUCUCUCUACCCAGAAGGGCCGCAACAAGACCUCUUCACACAAGCAGCAUUGAACUUCCGCAUGCCAUAUUGGGAUUGGGCCGUCACGCCGCCAAAUGGUACCAGUGUUCUCCCUCUGAGUGUUGGCGGCUCUCCCGACGUCGAGGUCGAUGGUCCAAAUGGUAGACAGCGGAUCGGGAAUCCCCUGUUCAGUUACACAUUUAAGCCCUUGAACGCAUCGUCUUUCCCUGAGUACCCUUUCAACCAUUGGAACGAGACCAAGCGAGCACCGAGACCCAUAUCAAGCGUCAACCCCGUCUCCAACAAUUCCCUUGUAGCAAAGACUCUUGAUAGCCAACUUCCCAGCAACCAACAGCGCCUCUAUAAUCUCUUUUCGAACUAUGAUAACUACUCGACCUGGAGUAAUGAAGGGUGGAUCCCAUAUGGCAACAAUGGUACCUACGAUUCAAUCGAGUCGCUUCACGAUACAAUACACCUAGCGUGUGGGGGCAAUUAUGGAAACAUGGCUAUCAUUGCGUACUCGUCGUUCGACCCGGUCUUCUUCCUACAUCAUACCUCGGUGGACAGGAUCUUUGCCAUGUGGCAGACAAUCCAUAAUGAGUCGUGGAUAGAGCCAACACCAGCCAUACUUGCUACUCGCACCAUCUCAGUGGAUCAGAUCCAAGAUUCACAGACGGAACUAACACCAUUCUUCCACAACGAAACCCAUCUGUGGAACAGUGACAUGGUACGCGACCACAAAAUAUUUGGAUACACAUACGCAGAAACUGCCAGUGGAAGCCGUUCCGAUGUAAUUGCUGCCAUUAACCGGCUCUAUACAACAUAUAGCCCGGCAAGAAUGCUUGCAACCCGCAAUAAAAGGCAAGAUGGCGAAAUCUCCAAGGAUGGGGUACAUCAGACUCCCGAAACCUCUCGUGGAGCUGGUACGGAGGGUCCGACUUGGGACACCCAAGGGUCUAGUACACCUAAUGAACAGAUCGUGCAGGAUGGCAAAUACCGGGAGUGGAUUGCAAAUAUACACGUAAAUAAGCACGCUCUAAACAGGUCCUUUAGCAUCAAUAUCUUUUUUGGGGAGGUCCCGGGUGACCUUUCAACCUGGCAGAUUACGGGGAGCCUAGUUGGGACCAUGGGAAUAUUCGCACACAGCGGCAGCAACUCCAAUAUGGCACCCAACCAAAUUGCCGGCACCAUACCCUUGACGGCAGCACUGAUGAAUUUGGUGGACACCGGCGAGCUACGAAGCCUCGAUCUCGAAGCCGUCGAGCCCUUCCUACGUCAAUAUUUGCGAAUCGGGAUUGCCAUAAAUGACGGAUCUGUCAUAGAUGCCAAGGAUGUGGACGGACUCGGUAUCAGCGUUGUCAGCUCACAAGUCAACAUGCCUCAGGACAUCGGGGAGCUGGCAAGUUGGGGGGUGACAGUCCCACGUUUCGAUAUCUACUCUUGAUUGCCGGGGAGACAUUACUCGAUUAUUUAUAACUGAUCCAGCACUUGGCGUUUCAUGGCUGCUUUCUGUCUGCGGACAUGUAUUGGCGAUGAUCUUUUUGAC
Molecule: messenger RNA, 2174 nt
Organism: Pseudomassariella vexata
Lineage: Eukaryota; Fungi; Ascomycota; Sordariomycetes; Amphisphaeriales; Pseudomassariaceae
Product: tyrosinase precursor
Exons: 4
Coding region: 201-2072 (623 amino acids)
Molecular function (GO): oxidoreductase activity
Source: RefSeq, a predicted model, not a curated record